This is a messenger RNA of Plasmodium falciparum 3D7, 2808 nucleotides long. Its product is annotated as putative filamin domain-containing protein. Lineage: Eukaryota; Apicomplexa; Aconoidasida; Haemosporida; Plasmodiidae. The record is from RefSeq and is a predicted model, not a curated record.
AUGAGUAGGGUAUACGGCAUGGAACAAUUGAAUGAUAUAUUAAAAUAUAAUAUAAGAGGAAAUAAAAGAAAAGAAGGGAAAAUAAAAAGUAAUCAUGAUAUUAUAAAGGUAAAAGAAAAAGAGAACGGAGAAAAUUACAAUGACAAAUAUUUAAAUAAAAGUAAACUUAUAGGAAAAAAAUAUAUUGAUAAAGUAAUAAAUGAAUGUAAUGAUAUAUAUAUAAAUGAUUAUUUAUAUAAUAAUAAAUUAUAUCAACAUAUAUAUAAUAAUAUGUAUGAUCAUAAAAAAAUAAAUAACGACAUUAGGAUGAUGAAUCAAAAUAAUAAUGACAUUAGAAUGAUGAAUCAAAAUAAUAAUGACAUUAGAAUGAUGAAUCAAAAUAAUAAUGACAUUAGAAUGAUGAAUCAAAAUAAUAAUGACAUUAGAAUGAUGAAUCAAAAUAAUAACGAUAUAGAAUAUAAACAAUAUACAAAUUUAAAUAUAGAUAAUAAAUUAUGUAAAGUUAAAGGACAACAUUUAUAUGAAGGAAAAGCUGGUAUUACAAAUGAAAUUAUUAUAGAAACAUUUAAUAUAAAUGAAGAAUGUAUUUAUAUAGAAAAUUGCAUAUUAGAAGUAUAUAUAAAAAGAAAAGAAGAAAUCGAUAAACUAAAUUAUAAUAAAAAUGAAUAUAUAAAUACUCAAUAUAAUGAUAAUAAUAUGUAUGGGAAAUUUAUAAAUAAUAAUCUUUUUAAUAAAUAUUUAUAUGAUAAACAUCAUUCUUUAAUCAAUUUAAAUUAUAACAAAUAUAAUAUAAAUGCCAACUUUUCGAAUUAUAAAAAUGUAGGUGAGCAUUCCUCAAAACAACAUGAAAAUCAAUAUGAUAUACAUGAACAAAAUGAUGAUGAUAAUAAUAAGUUAUGUAUCCCGAACAAUAUAAAUGAAAAAAAAAAAAACACAUAUUGUAUUAUAACAAAGAAGCAUAUUAAUAAUGACGGUCUCUAUCAUGAUCAUUAUAAUAAUAAUAAUAAUAAUAUAACAUACUAUGAUACCAUAAAAGAGGGAUACUUAAAUAAUAAUUUAGAAUACGAUGAAGAAUCUAAUAAAUUAAUAAAAGAUAGUAUAAAAUGUAAUGUAAAAGAUCUAAAGAAUGGUACUUAUAUUAUUACUUAUAAUUUAAAAAAAUGUGGACAUUACUAUUUAUCUAUUUUUCAUAAUAAAAAACAUAUAGCUGAAUCUCCAUAUCUUCUUGAAAUAAAACCAUCAGAAGCGUAUGCUGCAAAUUGUGUAAUUUAUAAGAACGAUAUUACUAAUCAGUUUAUUAUUCCUUACGACGAAAAUGAAGAAAUGUUAUCAUGUGAUGAUGAUAAAAAAAUAUAUGAAGAUAAUAAAAAAAUAUAUGAAGAUAAAAAAAAAAUAUAUGAAGAUGAUAAAAAAAUAUAUGAAGAUGAAAAAAAAAUAUAUGAAGAUAAUAAAAAAAUAUAUGAAGAUAAUAUAAUAUAUGAUUACAAUAACAUUUGUGAUUACAAUAAUAUUUGUGAUUAUAAUAAUAAUGCACCGUGUGAAGGAACUGUUCAUCAUGUAUCUAACAAGAUACAUCAGCACGACCGUGAGAAGAAAAAAAAAAAAAUGCAUGUUUUAAAAUUUACAAAAGAAGAAGAGGAAGAAGAACUAAACAAAACUUUUAAUAACUUCUUUAUACAAUGCUAUGAUGCUUACGAAAAUAAAAUAUGUAAAGGUGGAGACAUUUUAGAAGUAGAAGGUAUUGGUGAUAUAAAGAUAAUUAAUGUGCAAGAUUUAAAUAAUGGUACAUAUGAAGUGAUAUAUAAAUAUAUGAAAAGUAAUGAUGAAAGUAAUGAUGAAAGUAAUAGUAAUAAUUGUAAUAAUUAUUAUUCGAAUAUAUAUAGAGAAAUCCAUGUUACUUUAAAUAAAGUACAUAUUAAAGGGUCUCCUUUUAGGAUUAUUUUUAAGAAUGAUAAUAAUAUGUAUUAUAUAAAUAAAUUAAAAAAUAUUUUACAGAUAGAAGAUUAUAAUAUUAAUUCGUUUGAAUUAAUAGAAAGAAUAGUAAAUAUAAUAAAAUCAUAUAAGAACCAUAUAAAAGAUAAUUUUAUAAUAACUGAGAAGAUUAUAAAUUCUUUAUUAUAUUCUGAUCCUUUUAUGAAUAUAAAUUCAUAUUAUUAUAAUAAAAAAGAAUUACAUGAAAUAUUACAAAAAGUUGAUACACAGCUUAUAUCUUUAAUGUCUAUACCUAUGAAAGUACAAUUAUUUCAUUAUAUUAAAUAUAUAAAUAAUGAUAACAAAAUCGUAGAAUUAAAAAAGUUAUUAUUUAAUGAUUUAAUAUAUGAAUUAGGAUAUAUAUUAAAAAAUAUUAAUCUUUUUUAUCAUUCUUUUCAAAAUGACAUGGAAGAUCUUAAAAGUAAAACAAUCUUACAAAAUCAAAUAAUCAAAGAAGCCAAUAUUAUGUAUAAAUCAUUAAGGGAUAAAAAUAUACACACAUUACCUUUCAACUUUUCUAUUAAUGAUAUGAACAUAUAUAAACAAAAUUUAACAAAUAAAAAAAAACAACUCUUACAAAAACAUAAUAUGUUAGUACAAAAAUAUAAAGAUAUAAAAAUGAAAGAAAAACAAUUUUUACAAGAUAGAAAACAAAUAACAAACCAAUUAACCAAGAAAUAUCAACUCCACAAAUAUGUUUAUGAACAAUCAACAAAUGCAUUAGUAGAAAUUAAUACAAACUUGAAAAAAAAAACUAUACAAAGUAUUAAGCAAUAUACAGCCCAUGAGCAAAAGUUCUUAUCCUUAAAACCUCACAACAAAACAAUACUUAAAUGA